Messenger RNA from Rhipicephalus microplus (southern cattle tick), 516 nucleotides. RefSeq lists its product as uncharacterized. The record is from RefSeq and is a predicted model, not a curated record. Lineage: Eukaryota; Metazoa; Arthropoda; Arachnida; Ixodida; Ixodidae.
GGCGAGCGUAUUUAAGUGACGUGGACAAGCUGCUGGAGCGUAGCUUCGAAAUUCUCGGUGAAGAUGGUGUCUACAGGCCUUCUGGUAGGAGUAUUCUGCAUCUCGGCGCUGCAUGCCGUCAGCUCAUUAAAAAUAGUGGGCCAUGCAAUCCGUGGAUCGGAGACGAUGGAGAAAGAGAAAUUCGAGAUUUCUCCUAAAGCAGAUCCCCACAAUGGAGUCCAAGGGGGAAAAACAACAGAGACAGAAAAACAGUCUGUCGUCAUGUUCGAAGUAAAACCAAUCGAUGACGGCGAGGGUUAUAAUAUGGACAAAGACUUCAAAAAAGUACCAACGGCCCCUCAGAAUUCUUCUGACGCUGAGGCUGAACGCAGUGAUCCCGUCGAUGACGCAUCAAAGGCUAUGCAGAAGGCACUGGGAAACGCCGUGGCAGAGUUCUUGCCAGCUGCAAGGAAGUGACAGCCACUAGUGAAUCGUGCUGUUGGAAGAGCAAUAAAUGUCUGCUGUUGAGAAAAGGAA